Messenger RNA from Gongylonema pulchrum, 282 nucleotides. NCBI's taxonomy places the organism in Eukaryota, Metazoa, Nematoda, Chromadorea, Rhabditida, Gongylonematidae. The record is from the annotation of a GenBank genome assembly.
AUGAACUAUCACGAGCACAGAGCAAGGCGAGACGCUGGAGAUUCGGCCACUGAAGAGCUAGAUGAACGCAUCCAGAAAUUGUAUCGUUCACCGUAUGCUAUUAAGGCAUUCGAGAAUAUCUGCUUCAUUGCCGAGCUGCUCAAGAAAAAAGAUCGAGAUGCUAAGGUGGGCUUGCUCGAGCACUGUAUUCCAAACUGCGGGGGGAGGGGGGGGAGGAGAAGUGGAAUUAGCUGUGGCGACGCCGACCUUUUUUUUUACAGGGACGCAAAAAUCAAUCAGUGA